Molecule: messenger RNA, 4486 nt
Organism: Orbicella faveolata
Lineage: Eukaryota; Metazoa; Cnidaria; Anthozoa; Scleractinia; Merulinidae
Source: RefSeq, a predicted model, not a curated record
ACCUCCUUAGCAACGCACGCGAGCGCGCGCAUGAAUCGGUUAAUGGGCCCUUAAACAACAGAGAAUGAAACGAGAUUACGAAAGUCAACGAUCUUUAUUCUAUAAUCUUGUAUCUUCUUUAGAAAUACUUAAGCUUUAGUUGUAGAUCGUGAUGAAAGAUAAGGCCUUGUUUAUGCAACUGUUUCUCAAGUAUAAUUGGACAGUCUCUUGUUACAGUAGUCGGCGUACUAAACGUGGUACCUUUGUGCAUAGAAGUAUUUUUGUUCCGUGUGGAUACUAAAUUCGUCAUGCCUGCCGUGCCAAACCUUUUCUAGCUCUUAGAACCCGAGUUUUCAGGUCUCAGCGCUAAUGAUGGAAAUGACAAAGGGGUUUUCAGAGGGAAGCACAGAGUUAAAUUGCUUUCGAUAACUUGUUUCUAAGAUUAAUAUUCCUCUUAUCUCAGCCUUCGGUUUUGCAUUUGUUGUAACUAUAGUCACUAUCACUUUCGUACAGAGUGGUUUUUAAUAGGCCAAUUUCGAUAUAUCAAAAUUCUAACUUGGCUACGAGGCAUCGGGGAACAAAAAACGGAAAUAAGUUAUUCAUCCCUCAACUUCAAUGCCAUUCCUUUAUUUAAUUCAAUUCCCACAAGCCUCGGAGCCAAUUUAGAAUUUUGAUAUAUCGAAAAUGGCCUCAGAUUGACCUCACGGCAGUUGGAUAUCCCAAAAGUGAAAUUUCUUUCCUUUGAGAAAUAAGUUCUUUUCUUAUCCAAAAAUUUCUUUUUGUUGUGAACACCAUAAUGGCCGACGUGAAAACGGUCCAUUGUUUAAUCGGGUUAAUAGGUUAUGCUCUUAGUUUCUUCUCAUUCCAACUGAGGAGCGUGUAGCCUACAGAUAUGUAAAAUUAUUUCCUAGAAGUCAUCAACAUCAUAUAUUUCAGACCAGCAGUCACCACAAUUUGAAUGAUGUCACGCUGAAGGGAGCAACAGAUUUGACGCUUUACAUGGUAUAAGUCAUACUCCCUCCAUACUAACAAUUUUCAAAUCGGCUUAGGAAUGUUUCGCCAAGCUAGUACCCCUUUAGUUAACGAUUUCGUUUCAAAUUAAAAGGAGAAGAUGAUCGUAAAUAAGCACAGGGAUAAAACGCCUAUACAAAAUGAUGCAGGGAAUUAUACUACCUGCCCGCUGCGUUAAACUGACUGAUAUCUUUCUUGUUUAAUCAAUGACUGAAAACCGUCUUGGGCGAGAAACUCCAAUCAUGAAACGAAUAACUUGUCUGAUAUACGGCCAAAUAUGGAUUUAGUGAAGGACGAGCAACAGAUCUUAAAUUAAUCAAUCCAUUCUCUUUUCCCGUCAGUAACAACAGGAAACUCCGACGGAUGACUCGUUUUCGAUGGAAAAUCCGCUAUGAAUUCACACAGGCUAGAACUUGAAAUACGACGAGUGUUUGUGAGAAAGAAUGAUGAAGUAUUUAUGUCAGUUAAGAUGGAAUUCACAGUGAGACGAGAUCCUGACUUCUAAAAAUUCGGUUAACGCACCUUGAAUAAAUCAAUUGGAUGGCUCCAGGAAUUGCAUCAUUAAUGGUUACAUAAUUUUGUGGAACAACUCACAAACCUUUUGGGAAAAACAAACUUCAUUGAAGCAUCUCUAUUUUACUGAGUUUUUUACCUUUUGCAAUGAGUUAAGUCCUGGAGAGGAACUCAACUGAAAUAUGCAGCAGCUUCCAUAGUUAAUUAUGCACCUCUUACAAACUCCAAGUGUUGGUUCCCCCCCAGCGCAUAGAUGUUUUUUUUAUUAUUAUUAUUUCUCUCGGUAAUAUAAAGAAUUUAACUUGAAUUCAUGUAACUUAAGUCCGUCCAAGUCAUAAAAUGUGGUCGAAGAUCGCAGCACUCAGCUUUGAGUGCCCGUAGAGAGCUGAACAGACCAGAUCGUCACACUACGUAAAUAUAAGUAUAACAGAUCCUCGACAAUUUUCAAUAUUUACUCGUUCCGCACGAAAUAGCUUAGUAUACAAAAGUACAGGAAGUCGGUGAUUCUCUACAACUAAGGAACGAUAAUAUUGGUCCAUGCUUGACAAACACCUGCGUUAACUUAUUCGCAACAAUUUCAGAAACAUUGUAACGCUUUUUAAUAAGAGUCACAUAUAAUCCAGUAUGAAUUGCGAGCUGUCUCUUACAACCCUACCCCGAGAGCUUGCUCGCAGGCUUCUCUGGUAACUCCACGCUGAAGGAGCCCCCAGCGGUUAUUCCAAUAUUAACCUGGAGGGCAGAUUUUGGAUUACAAAAGACGUGUGAAUACCAGGGACAAUAUUAUUAUAUUCUGCACAAAAACCUUGAGUAUCCUUUAGCACUUUUUUCACUAAAAAUGACACGACAUUUCUUUGGACUAGUUGUUCAGUUCAGGGUCAUAUGCGCGUAUUUUAGACACAGGCGAACCAUUGUUUGACGUGUCUUUCAUUAAUUAUGCCUUUUCUCUGCCUCGUUGUUCACUCUUAUUAAAAGUGCUCGUUAUACCCCGCGGUUGUAGAUCGGCCCUGCCAAGCUGUAGAACAGCAGUAAGCUGCCUGUCCAUUGCAAACUUCCCAUCGCUAUAGUUUGAACUAUCUUGACUUUCUCAGAGCAAGUUACAAUCGUGCACGACAUGUAUACUGCGGAUAGUAGUGGUACUCCGCAACAGGACUUGUUCUUCUUGCACGCUGAAUUGAAAUAUCCACAGAAACUCCCGGAGAUAGUGAAAUUUCUCGUCGGGCAUAGCAGUUGCUAUGGUCCUUGUAUACAAGCCUAACUUACUAGAGCAGUAUUCAACCUUUAAUCACUAAGGCAAUCAACGUUUGCCAGGAAAAAAUGUCUUUGGACAGCCACUCAUCUCAAAGCUCGAUAGUUAGAAGCAUCGCGUCAUAUAUAAAAAGGAUACAAGUGCUGUCUAUUUUUGUAUUAAUGCAUAGGUCUGUGUUGCUUCUGCAACAUCGCCCAAGCGCUUUGAGGGUACUGUAGUUCAGUGUUCUCUCUACCGACUGUUUUACCUGCUGACACGAUUUUAGAGCUGAAUUUGCCUUAAUUUUACAAGAACAAGUGAUGGCAGCUCUGUGGUAUUUCUUUAUCAGUAUUCUACAAGUUCUUGCACAACUGUGGCCACAACACAGCAAGGCUUGGCUUAUGGACGGCUUUGUUUGGAUUCUACAUCUCGCGAUUGUCGGUGACUGAUAGAUGGGAAUGGCUGGUAAAACGAAGCUAAAUGAGCAACACCUGGUUAACUUAUCGAGUGAUGCUCGUGCCGUCGUCCGGAAGGAAGAUCAAGUCACAGCUGGAAGUUCUCUUCUAAAUUUUAUGAACUUGGCCUCUGGAAAUGUAAAAACCGCCUUGGAAAAGCCAGCCAAUUUCAAAAGGAACAUUAAUCACCGAAGAUAUCUACAAAAACAGCUGAGGAACUAUUCCAAGCGGAAGAACGACAUAAUCCCCAAGAAACCAAAAGACGUUCUUAAACGUAAAGCUCACACCUCAGCCGGUGACAAACACGGCAUGUCGAGGAAUUCCUCAAAACAAGAAGGGAGUUCCAAAAGAUCUGAACGGACUGCAGAAGCUGUCAACUUUGAGAAACCUUCGCUGCGGGAAAGAAACCUCCCCCCGUCAUUCUGGCAAGAGCCGGUGAUUCAAGACGGCACGGAGACCUACAUGUACUCGUUGUAUCCGGUGCACGCCAGGACCGGGGAAUCGGAAGACCCUUACAACCCCGCUUUCGAAACUUUCUUCGAAGGAUGGAACGAAUGUGUGACACGAGAAAUUCCCGCCGAAGAACUGUCGCAAAGUGGAUCUGUGCCCUCUGUUUCAUCGGAAGAAGCUAUUUGCGACGAUUUCCUGACAGGGGAAGAACUUACGCGAAGUAUUGACAUUAAAGAUCUGUAUGUGCCUGAACUUUAUAUCACGGACAGAAGCCCUCACGAGCCAUCUCAGGGCGAAAGCCUUUAUCUGGCGCCCAUUUCGCCCACACAGUAUGUACUAACUCCUACAUCCUGCGCGGAUCAAGCUUACUUCAAUUUUUCUUUUGAUCACGACGCAUCAGGUUUACCGCCUUUUGCCAUGGCUUUUCUAAGCCCGGGCUCCUUAACACCCUAUUAGUUUUAUACUCGUGUUCACUAUUACUACUUAAGCUACUAAAGACAAGUUCUAUAAAGGAAAUAAGACCAGUUUAGUUCACCCUAGACAAAGACGAGAGCGAUGUUUUGAAGCUGUAAAGAUUUUUUAAAUUCAUCAUGCAGCUUCCCUUUGAAUUUUGCUCUGUAAAAGGUGAUUACUAGAAGGAAAGGUAUUAGUUCAAACCCAAUAACUGUACCUUAGAACGCAGAAUUGAACAAUUUUUAAGAGACUUGCACAAAAAGUGACAUUUGAAUGAGAAUUGAAAUUAGCUGAGUUGAAAAGCCGGGGAAAAUAUGCUGUAUGGAAAUUAAUGUCAUCCACGUACACUCUGUGUUAUAAAAUUUCAGAGCAACAAUAAAUGACUCUGUAAAAACACUAA